Cheilinus undulatus (humphead wrasse) is the source of this 3818-nucleotide messenger RNA. RefSeq lists its product as uncharacterized. NCBI's taxonomy places the organism in Eukaryota, Metazoa, Chordata, Actinopteri, Labriformes, Labridae. The record is from RefSeq and is a predicted model, not a curated record. The transcript has 8 exons. The coding region runs from base 626 to 1582 and encodes 318 amino acids.
AAGCACGCUACAAUUCACAGCAGUAAGGGUCAGAAGUUCAACGUCUCAAACGGAACCAGAAGUGAGAUAUUUGAAGACUAACAAGAUUAAAUUUAUCAAAUUAAAAGAGACUUUCGACCUUGCUAGUUGCUCCUUAAAAUCCAGGUAACUCAUUUGGGACCUAUAGACAGAGUUUCCUGCCAAAAGACAGCAACAUUUUCACGUAAGUUUUUGAGUCAUCAUUUUUAGUUUCUACAUGUUUAAAAUGUUUCUUUCCAUCACUUUAGAUAUUUCCAGUUAUUCUAGUCUUAACAGGAAAUAGUAUUGAUAUAUUUUAAGGUCUUUUCAUAUGGGUAAACAUAAGUGUUGUUUCUAAUAAUCAGCUCUGGUAUUUUGGAGCCCUGGUGUUCUUUUUUCAGCUUUCACAGUCACAUGAUUUACACCCAGUCUACAGCAGACCACGGAAAAUACCAACAUAGAUUAUUAUGGAAUUACAUUUACACACAUCUUUAAACCACUGUAAGGCUACUUCCUUACAUCAGAGGACAAAUUCAGUGACUGCACUGUAUAAUAAAGAGAAUUAGGAAGUAAACCCUCAGUCUAACUGUGCACUGCCUCAUACUGUUCCUGCUUCUCCCUCAGAGACAUGGCUUUUCUAAUCAGCUGUCUUCUCAUCCUCACUGGACUCACAGGAGUUCACAGCAUAUUGACAGUCAAGAGAGUAACAGCAAGAGCUGGAGAUUCAAUAUCUAUUCCAUGUUUGUAUGAAGCAAAAUACAAAAACCAUGUAAAAUACUUGUGUAAAGGAUAUUACUGGAAUAGCUGUUCAUACUCAUUUAAAUCAAACCAACAAAAUUCACCAAAGUUUUCAAUCUCUGAUGACAAAGAGCAAAGAGUCUUCACUGUGACGAUCAAAGAUCUGACCCGUACAGACGCGGAUUAUUACUGGUGUAAUGUGGAGAUAAAUAAUGGGGCAGAUGAUGGAAUACGUUUUCAGCUGUCUGUCACUGAUAAUCCUGAUCUGUAUGUGGAUGAUCAGAGGAUUACAUCCUAUGGAGGGGAUAACGUCACCAUCAAGUGCUUCAGUCGUUACUCUGGAAGCAGUCAGUGGUGUCGGCUGGGUGGCUCCUGUGUGACGAGCUCAUCUGGAUGGAUAGGCAGAACAAAAGUGACCAUCUCUGUGAAGUCCAGUGAGGUUUUCACCGUGAACAUGAGUGGACUGAGCAUCGAGAGCAGCGGCUGGUAUCUGUGUGCUAGGGGAGACAUACAGAUGCCAGUUCAUGUAAAUAUUACUGCAAGGCCUUCUAUCAACCCAACAUCUACACCCCCAAAUAGACAACACAGUCCUGCUCUGGAGAAGUUCCUUGUCCCUCUGAGUUUGUUGAUCUUCUUCAUGAUAGUGACUGUGGUCGCCUGGUUCCUCUUAAAAAGACAAAAACAAGCCAAAGCAGAAUCAUCAGCAACAAAGACUGAAGAGGAAAUAACAUACAGUACUGUAACAAUAAGGAGUAAACCCACAAGACAAAUCGAGGCAGAUGCCGACGUGACAUACAGCUCUGUGGUUAUACCAAACAAAGCCAAAGGUACAUUUGAAAACAUUUAGAUUCAACGUCACAGUUGUUAGCAGUCUUACAAAACUGGAGUCUUUUGGUCUUUUUUAAAAUCAUUUUAAUUAUCCUUUUAAGCCUAAUUCUUUUUUUUCCCCAAAGGUUGAAGUAAAAUUUGAUGACAAACCACAAGGAGUCAGAGAGAAAUUUUGAAUGUCCUUGUAAGGGUUUUACAGAAAUGAAUUUUUUAAAAUAUUCUUUUAAAACGCAAUUCAAGUAUUCCUAAACUUUUCACCCCAAACACAGUCUCAGUCAGUCUCUCCUGACUAAUGUGUGGACUCACAGAUUCUCUGCUCCAUGAAUUUGUGGAUUGCAGUAAAAUCAGAAGAUUUGGUAGAGAAUUGGCUAUUAGAGAUUUUAGAAAUGAAACUUAAUUUCCAUCCAUCAGUUUGUAUUUUGCAAAAUGUUUAGAAUAUUAUUGCAACAUCUGCAAAGUUGGAUUAUUGUUUUUUCUUCAUUAAUAUUCAAGAAACGUAUCUUAAAACAUUGGAAAUGUACAUUUCCUCUUUCAUUAAAUCAGUGGAAAAAUAAAUUGCCUUAUUAUAUGGAUAUUGAAAAGCUAAUAACCGUUGAAAAAAACAAAGUGACCAAAAUUGACGACAUAUGGGGAAAAGUCAUACAAGGGCUGAGCCCAUAAAAAGUUCUAAAUUUAACAAAUUGAUUAGUCCGUCUCGUUGGUAAAGCACUCUGGUACUUCCUGUUGAUUGUGUAUGAAUUGUUUGUGCUGAUGAUCUUUUUUCAGUAGGUUGAAUAAAGACACAGUAAAAGAGAAACACCAUAUGAUAUGUUUAAUUUGCUCUAUUAUAGAUAUUUAAGUAAUGGUAAAGGAUGUCAAGGUAUUGAAGCUGAGCUUGUCUGUUUUCUGUGUGGGUUAAAUUCACUUCUAUGUUGAUUACUUUAUUUUAUUUUUGUGCAUGUGUGUGUGUUUUACUUUUCUGCACUGUCUUAAUUAUGAGUGUGUAUCUUUAUUGUCAUCUGUGUGUAAUUUGUUCACAUUGUUGACAUUUCUCUAUUGAGUUGAUAUAAAAUAAAGUUGAUAAAAACUCAUGGACAACUCUAAAGUAUGAAGCUCAUUAAACUGGACAGAUCUGUGAAACUCUGAUUUCUGUGCAGUGUAUUUCUAGGAAAUAAGACAACAUUGAUAGAGAAUUGGACUUCAAUUUUGCAGUGGAACAACAGUGCCAUCUCAUGGAUUUGGUAAUAAUAGUUCCAAAAGGUCUUAUUUGUUUGGUUUAAUUUGAAAUCACUACAAGCAUGUAAAAAUAACUUAUAACUCAAUAACAGCAAGAUAAGAUAAAUAAUCCCUCCAGCAAGUCCUUGGCCUACCCUUGGGUCUUCUUCCAGUCGGACAUGACCAGGAGGCAUCCUGGUAAGCUGCCUGAACCAUCUUAACCUGCUCCUUUUAAUUUGAAGGGGCAGCAGUUCUACUUCAAGACCACUCCGAAUGUCCAAAGCUCAUGACCGUGAGGGUUGGAAUCAAGAUCGACUGGUAAAUUAGGAGUUUUGCCUUCCAACUGUACAGUACGAGGUCUGCAAUACUGCUGAUGCUGAACCAAUCUGCCUGUCAAUCUCACGGUCCAUUCUACUGUCAACUGUGACCAAGGCCCUGAGAUUCUUGAACUCCCUCACUUGGGCCAAAGACACCCUCCAUGACCCUGUGUAUGAAAUUCACAGAAUCGGAGAUACGGGGCAGCCCAUAUCUCCAACAUGCACCGGGAAUGUGUUCAUCUUUGUGCCCAGAAUGCGGACACAGCUCUUGCUUUUGCUACAAAAGGACCUGAUGGCUCGCCACAGCAGUCCCAGGACCCCAUAUUCCUGCAGUACCCCCCACAUAAGCCUCCAUUGGGCGAGGUCAUAAGCCUCUUCCAGUCUACACAACACAUGUAGACUUGAUGUGCCCAUGCUUCCUUAAGGAGUCCUGCAAGAGUAAAGAGCUGAUCCACUGUCCCACAGCCAGGACAGAAUCUGCAUUGUUCCUUCUGUAGCCAAGGUUCGACAAUCGGUCUCCUUUCGCAGGGGGCUGAGCAGUGUGAUACCUAAAUAAGUGUAGCACACCCUCUUGUCCACUGCCUUAAAAAUAUGAACCAUCACCCCGGUCUGCCGCUCCACAGGUACUGUCCCAGACAUCCACACAACAUUGAAGAGGUGUGUCAGCCACGACAGCCUUAUGACAUCCAGCAUCUUAGGGUGACCCUCAUCUACAGUGACGCCUUACCACCGAGGAGCUUUUGA